Puccinia triticina is the source of this 765-nucleotide messenger RNA. RefSeq lists its product as uncharacterized. NCBI's taxonomy places the organism in Eukaryota, Fungi, Basidiomycota, Pucciniomycetes, Pucciniales, Pucciniaceae. Bases 1 to 765 code for a protein of 254 amino acids. The transcript has 2 exons. Gene Ontology annotation, molecular function: protein binding. The record is from RefSeq and is a predicted model, not a curated record.
AUGGCACUCUUCAGGAGUGCUAUGGCACUCUUCAGGAGUGCUAUGGCACUCUUCAGGAGUGCUAUGGCACUCUUCAGGAGUGCUAUGGCACUCUCCAGGAGUGAGUGCUAUGGCACUCUUCAGGAGUGCUAUGGCACUCUUCAGGAGUGCUAUGGCACUCUUCAGGAGUGCUAUGGCACUCUUCAGGAGUGCUAUGGCACUCUUCAGGAGAGUGCUAUGGCACUCUUCAGGAGUGCUAUGGCACUCUGCAGGAGUGCUAUGGCACUCUGCAGGAGUGCUAUGGCACUCUUCAGGAGUGCUAUGGCACUCUUCAGGAGUGCUAUGGCACUCUUCAGGAGUGCUAUGGCACUCUUCAGGAGUGCUAUGGCACUCUUCAGGAGUGCUAUGGCACUCUUCAGGAGUGCUAUGGCACUCUUCAGGAGUGCUAUGGCACUCUUCAGGAGUGCUAUGGCACUCUUCAGGAGUGAGUGCUAUGGCACUCUUCAGGAGUGCUAUGGCACUCUUCAGGAGUGCUAUGGCACUCUUCAGGAGUGCUAUGGCACUCUUCAGGAGUGCUAUGGCACUCUGCAGGAGUGCUAUGGCACUCUGCAGGAGUGCUAUGGCACUCUGCAGGAGUGCUAUGGCACUCUGCAGGAGUGCUAUGGCACUCUUCAGGAGUGCUAUGGCACUCUUCAGGAGUGCUAUGGCACUCUUCAGGAGUGCUAUGGCACUCUUCAGGAGUGCUAUGGCACUCUUCAGGAGUGCUAUGGCACUCUUCAGGAGUGA